Castor canadensis (American beaver) is the source of this 5268-nucleotide messenger RNA. The record is from RefSeq and is a predicted model, not a curated record. NCBI's taxonomy places the organism in Eukaryota, Metazoa, Chordata, Mammalia, Rodentia, Castoridae.
AUGCGCACGAGCCUGACGUGUUUGAAAUGGCUUCGGUGUUAACCGGGACCCGACUUAGGUGAAGGUCUGGUCAGCGUUUGGUUGGAGCGGUGGGCUGCUGAGCCAGGGUCCUUAACAUCUUAGCGGAUCCGCGGAAGGGCUGGGAGUGCCUGCUGUGGUGACACGGCAGCUGCAGGCCGGCCACGAUCGCUGCUAUAGAAGAGAAACAGUGAAGGUUUUUUUCCCCUUGCAUCAUGGCUCAAUUUGGAGGACAGAAGAAUCCGCCAUGGGCUACUCAGUUUACAGCCACUGCGGUAUCUCAGCCAGCUGCACUGGGUGUUCAGCAGCCAUCACUUCUUGGAGCGUCUCCUACCAUUUAUACUCAGCAAACUGCAUUGGCAGCAGCAGGCCUUACCACACAAACGCCAGCAAACUAUCAGUUGACACAAACAGCAGCACUGCAGCAACAAGCUGCAGCUGCCGCGGCUGCACUGCAACAGCAGUAUUCUCAACCUCAGCAGGCCUUGUAUAGUGUGCAGCAGCAGUUACAGCAACCCCAGCAGACCAUUUUAACACAGCCAGCUGUUGCACUGCCUACAAGUCUUAGCCUAUCUACUCCACAGCCUGCAGCACAGAUAACUGUAUCAUAUCCAACACCAAGAUCCAGUCAACAACAGACCCAACCUCAGAAGCAGCGUGUUUUCACAGGAGUGGUUACAAAGCUACAUGAUACAUUUGGAUUUGUAGAUGAAGAUGUAUUCUUUCAGCUUAGUGCUGUCAAAGGAAAAACCCCCCAAGUAGGUGACAGAGUAUUGGUUGAAGCUACUUAUAAUCCUAAUAUGCCCUUUAAAUGGAAUGCACAAAGAAUCCAAACACUACCAAAUCAGAAUCAGUCCCAAACUCAACCUUUACUGAAGACUCCUCCUGCUGUACUUCAGCCGAUUGCACCACAGACUACAUUUGGUGUUCAGGCUCAGCCCCAGCCCCAGUCACUACUGCAGGCACAGAUUUCAGCAGCUUCUAUUACACCACUAUUGCAGACUCAGCCACAGCCCCUGUUACAACAGCCACAGCAGAAAGCUGGUUUGUUGCAGCCUCCUGUUCGUAUAGUUUCACAGCCACAACCAGCACGAAGGUUAGAUCCACCAUCUCGAUUUUCAGGAAGGAAUGAUAGAGGAGAUCAAAUACCUAACAGAAAAGAUGACCGAAGUCGUGAAAGGGAACGAGAAAGACGUAGAUCCAGAGAAAGAUCACCCCAGAGGAAACGUUCCCGAGAGAGGUCUCCCCGGAGAGAAAGAGAACGAUCACCUCGGAGAGUUCGACGUGUUGUUCCACGUUACACAGUACAAUUUUCCAAGUUUUCUUUAGAUUGUCCUAGCUGUGACAUGAUGGAACUAAGGCGUCGUUAUCAAAAUUUAUAUAUACCUAGUGACUUUUUUGAUGCUCAGUUUACAUGGGUGGAUGCUUUCCCUUUGUCAAGACCAUUCCAGCUGGGAAAUUACUGCAAUUUCUACGUAAUGCACAGAGAAGUAGAGUCCUUAGAAAAAAAUGUGGCCAUUCUUGAUCCACCGGAUGCUGAUCACUUAUAUAGUGCAAAGGUAAUGCUGAUGGCUAGCCCUAGUAUGGAAGAUUUGUAUCAUAAAUCAUGUGCUCUUGCUGAAGAUCCACAAGAACUUCGAGAUGGAUUUCAGCAUCCUGCUAGACUUGUUAAGUUUUUAGUGGGCAUGAAAGGCAAGGAUGAAGCCAUGGCCAUUGGAGGCCACUGGUCUCCUUCGUUGGAUGGACCAGACCCAGAAAAGGACCCCUCUGUGUUGAUUAAAACUGCUAUUCGUUGUUGUAAGGCUCUGACAGGCAUUGAUCUAAGUGUAUGCACACAAUGGUACCGUUUUGCAGAGAUUCGCUACCAUCGCCCUGAGGAGACCCACAAGGGGCGUACAGUUCCAGCUCAUGUGGAGACAGUGGUUUUAUUUUUCCCGGAUGUUUGGCAUUGCCUUCCCACCCGCUCAGAGUGGGAAACCCUCUCCCGAGGAUACAAGCAGCAGCUGGUCGAGAAGCUUCAGGGUGAACGCAAGGAGGCUGAUGGAGAACAGGAUGAAGAAGAGAAGGAUGAUGGUGAAGCUAAAGAAAUUUCCACUCCUACCCAUUGGUCUAAACUUGAUCCUAAGACAAUGAAGGUAAAUGAUCUCCGAAAAGAAUUAGAAAGUCGGGCUCUUAGUUCCAAAGGAUUAAAAUCCCAGCUAAUAGCUCGAUUGACAAAACAGCUUAAAGUAGAAGAACAAAAAGAAGAACAGAAGGAAUUAGAGAAAUCUGAAAAAGAAGAGGAAGAAGAGGAUGAUAGGAAAUCUGAAGAUGACAAAGAGGUUUCAUUGUUUGCAGAACUUUUCAAUGAAAUGCUUCAAAGAGAUUUUGGUGUCAGAAUAUACAAAUCAUUGUUAUCUCUUCCUGAGAAAGAGGACAAAAAAGAAAAGGAUAAGAAAAACAAAAAAGAGGAGAGAAAAGAUAAAAAAGAAGAAAAAGAUGAUGAAACCGAUGAGCCAAAACCCAAACGGAGAAAAUCGGGCGAUGAUAAAGAUAAAAAAGAAGACAGAGAUGAAAGGAAGAAAGAAGAGAAAAGAAAAGAUGACUCUAAAGAUGAUGAUGAAACUGAAGAAGAUAAUAAUCAAGAUGAAUAUGACCCAAUGGAAGCAGAAGAAGCUGAGGAUGAAGAAGAUGAUCGGGAUGAGGAGGAAAUGAACAAAAGAGAUGACAAAAGAGAACUCAAUAGAUACUGCAAGGAGAGGCCCUCUAAAGAUAAGGAAAAAGAAAAGACUCAGAUGAUCACAAUUAACAGAGAUCUAUUAAUGGCAUUUGUUUAUUUUGAUCAAAGCCAUUGUGGGUACCUUCUUGAAAAGGAUUUAGAAGAAAUACUCUAUACUCUUGGACUACAUCUUUCUCGGGCUCAGGUAAAGAAGCUUCUUAAUAAAGUAGUGCUCCGUGAAUCUUGCUUUUAUCGGAAAUUAACAGACACCUCCAAAGAUGAAGAAAAUCAUGAAGAGUCUGAAUCAUUGCAGGAAGAUAUGCUAGGAAAUAGAUUGUUACUUCCAACACCAGUAGUAAAACAGGAAUCAAAAGAUACGGAAGAAAAUGUAGGACUCAUCGUAUACAAUGGUGCAAUGGUAGAUAUAGGAAGCCUGUUGCAAAAAUUGGAAAAGAGUGAAAAAGUAAGAGCUGAAGUAGAGCAGAAGCUGCAAUUACUAGAAGAAAAAACAGAUGAAGAUGAAAAAACCAUACUAAAUUUGGAGAUUUCCAACAAAAGCCUUUCUGGUGAACUCAAAGAUGUUAAAAAGGAACUUAGUCAGUUACAAGAAAACCUAAAGGUUUCAGAAAACAUGAAUUUACAAUUUGAAAACCAGCUGAAUAAGACAAUCAGAAACUUAUCUACAGUAAUGGAUGAGAUCCACACUGUUCUCAAGAAGGAUAGUGUAAAGAAUGAAGACAAAGAUCAGAAAUCCAAGGAGAAUGGUGCAAGUGUAUGAUAAAAUUUGUGUCGUGAUAAGGAAUGGUGUUAAAUAAUGUAAUAUAUAAAAUCAUGAUACAAGAAUGUUUGAAGGUGAUGCAUGUUUGAUUUUAGUAGUAUACAUAUCUGUUAGUUCAAAUGAUGUAUAAAGUUUUAUGAAUGUGAGUCUGCUUUUGAAAAUUGCUUGUAAUUUCUAGCAUUCAAAUUAUUAAACACUCCUUGAGUGAAAUAAUUUUGCAUUGCAAAAUGUUUUAGGAUGAACUUUGUUAUAGUUUUAACCCAAAUAAAGUUCAUCAAUUUAAUUGACAGUAGUAUUUAAUUACCAAAUGUCUUUUAUUGAAAUGCCUAGAAUAUUUGAUUUUAUUUAUAGAAUCAUCACUAGGUUUUAUUUUUAUAGCCCAUCUUUUCACAUUUUAGCAUAAACCAUAAAAUAGCAUGCUGCUUUAACUUUUCAACUUUUUGAGCCAGAAAUAUUUUUACUCUUCUCUAAUUAUUUGUCUCUGAAAGCAUUUAUUAAAAGGUCAGUUCAUCCUUGAGGGCUGAUGGAGUGGCUCAGGUGGUAGAGCACCUGCCUAGCAAGUGUGAGGCCUUGAGUUCUUACUUCACUACUCCCCCAAAAAAGGGGAGGGGGAAGUCAAUUCAUCUGAAAGACAAAAUAUCACACACUACUAAAGCAAUAGAUAACUAGCCUUGUUAAUAUAUUUGUUAGGGUUUAUGUAAAAAUAAUAGUCCAAUGUUAAUGUUACUGAUUUCAAUUAAUAGUUCCACUUUCCCAGAAUACCACAUAUUUUAGUUGUAAUUUUGAGGGGUUUUGUUUUUGUUUUUAGCAGCCUACAUCAAAUGUACAGGUUAGUAACAAGCCAGGAGAUGUCAGUAUAAUGCCUUAAGUCUUCUUUAAUUAAAAAUAAUUUUUUGAAAUUAAUCUGUGUUCUUCCUUCAGAAUUUUAGUGGAUGUUGAAUUGUCGAUUAAGUGUUGAGUUAAAAAGAAAGGAAAUGUGAUGUGCUGUACAGCUGUGGUUUUCACCUGAGGGUAAAUCUAUCUGCUGGAAGCAGUGUGUGGAGAUGGUUGAGGUGGGCAUUCUCUGCAUCUACUUCGCAGAGACUUGAGGAUGUUGCUAAGCAUCCUGUGCUGCAUAGGACCACCCAUUCCCAUUGAGGAAUUACAGAGUCCCAAAGGCCAGCGGUGUCCAGUUUGAGUGUCCUGCUCUAAAGGAAAAUGGGGUUCAAUGACCUUUUGUCUUUCAUGUUAUACUAGUAAAGACUUAACUUAAUCUUUAGCAGAUGAUUAAAUAUUUUAUAUUUUAAAAACUCAGUGAAAUGUUUUGCUGUUAUGAAAAUAUAUGCUACAUUAGAAUUUAUUUCAUUUUGUUUGUUUUAUUUUGAUAGGAUUAAUGGCCAAGUGUUCAAGUAGGUGAAUAUGACAAUUACAGUACCAUGUUAUGUAUGACUUAAGCUAUAUGGAAUCCACAUGGCUCUUAGUAAUAGAUGGAUUAAAAUACCUCAAAUUCUCUCAAAUCACAUUUGUCUUAAAUUGAUGUUUCUGUUCUUAGGACUUGUUAAAUCUCUCCAAAGCAAGAUUACUGGUUGAUCCAUAAUUAUGUAGUUAUUAUAAAUAUUUCUCCAUCUUUAGUGUGAGUUUUUGGAAGUGUUUUUCAUGAGGAAAAAAACCUUUAAAAGAGUAAUGAUAAAGUUUCUUGACAAAAUUAUAUUUUUUUAAAUUAUUUGUUGUGGGACUGGAGUUUGAACACAGGGCUUUGCACUUGCAAAGCAGUGCUCUACCUCUUCAGGCACAU